AGUCGCUCGUCGAAUCGGUCCGGAUGCGGUCGUGAGUUUUUCGGGAGCGCGGCGUUUCUGCGGUUCUUUUCAUCGGGGCAUUCUGUGUGACAGGCAGCUUUUGAUAGGUUUUCGAUUUUUUACUCCUGCGGUCCUGGCCAAUCGUUGUGCGGGAGAUGAUGUCUACGACGAAGAUGACGAUGAUCGUGCCUCGUUGAUUGAGGCGAGCGCGAGACGGAAAGUGUCAUUGCUGGGAUGAAGAUGAUGACAACGACGAUUGCGACGUGAUGUUUGGAUAUUUUGGACGCUGCGCGGAUAGUGGCCCGGCAGGGGCUCUGUUGCUUUUUGCCACCAGAAAAGGGUGAAUUCAGGCUGAAAGAAGUGAAUCCGUUUUCGGUUCGUGGAGGUGGCGCUCGAGUGGAGGAGUUUCUGUGAAAAAACCAAUUCCGAGAAGAAGGAUGUUAUAUUCUGGGCGUUCUGACUUUCAUGGCGUCGAGUGAGGCAAAGAAAGAAAGCAAAAAAGCGGUCGUUCAAAAGGAAUGUUUUUCUUUCUAUUCGUUUGAUGAGUGUAUACAUCCAGGGGUAUCCAUAUCAUCAGCUUAAGGGAAACGUGACCUCUCCAACCCUACGGCUGAAUGGUGAUUGUGCUCGGGCUCUGUUGUUCUUCUAGAAGAGGAAAGUGCAAAAGUUCAAGCCUGAUGGGAAUUGAUAACGGCGAAGACGAGGAAAGCCCCAAAAGGCAAAGCCUCUAGGAAAACGGAUUUGUCGACGAAGGAUGUAAGCGAACAGCCAAAGAGGAGUGCCCUUGAAGUGAGUGCUGGCGGUGAGAAAUCGAGCCGAAACAAAGUGGAAUGAGGAUGCAGUGAAAGCAAAAGCAAAAGGGCAAAAGCGUGAAGCGAAAAUUGAAAAGUUUACCCGAGUGUUGCUAAUUUGGGAUUUGUGCGAUUGUUUACCGAGUAGUCGGGAAGACGAGUGGCAAGCAAGAAGGCAAGGCAAGUGAAGUGUGAGAAAAGUUUUUCUCCGAGAUUGAUGAAGAUGAGUGUGAGAAUUUGAAAAAAGACCGAGCAAGUUAGCAUUAGCGGAAGGAGUUGGCGCUUGGCCAGGAAUUGGGACCACGGCUGGGAAGUGGAAAGUUCAGUGAAGCGAACAGUGAAGGAGUAUCAACAGCAGCAGCAGCAGAGCACUAGCGUCCAAUCCAGAAUAUUCGAGCUGAAGUGAACCCAACCCUUCUGGAAGCAAACCAAUUGAAGCAGUAACUGCCGGACCCAUAAACGUUAACCCUCUCGGUUUCCCCCCCCAAUCGCAAACAAUGGAACUUGCAAAAUGGCUCAUCAUCAUCGUCGGAGGUGGAGGAUGAUUUCCGUUUUUUUUUGGGUUGAAACUGUUGCCCACCUUCCUUUUCUUCAACAACGAUGCCAUCGAAGACGUUACCAAAUGUGAACCCAUUGCGUACUAAGUGUUGUUACUAGUGAAAUUUACCCAAAAUCACGGACUCGGCUCGCAGCCUCCCGGAGUGGGGCUGAGAAGAGCUGAUACAAGUCGGCCGCAAAAAUGCUAAUCAAGGCCAACAUCUGGAUGUACGUGUUUCAACUUGUUGUGAUGAAAGUAUCCUACAGCGUACAUGGAUUGGAUAGCGUCCACGUGCGGGUCCCGACGGCGGUGACCCUGGGCAGCCCGGCAGUGCUCGUUUGCGAGAGCGAUCUCCCCGACGAGGACCUCUACUCGGUCAAGUGGUACAAGGGGAAGCACGAGUUCUUCCGGUACACCUCCAAGGAAAUCCCAUCGAUCAAGAUCUUUCCCAAGGCGGGGAUUAACAUCAAUGUUGACCAUUGCAACGCGAGCCACGUAGUGCUGAGGAGCGUUGAACCGCACACCAGUGGGAAGUACAGCUGCGAGAUAACCGAAGCAGCGCCCUCGUUUCACACUAAGAUAGUCACUAGGGAUUUAAAUGUAGUAGAUUUACCGAAAAGCGAUCCGCAGAUCGUGGACAUGAAGCCGUUCUACGGUGCCGACGAGUUCCUCGAGGUCGAAUGCAUAUCAAACGAAUCACUGCCAGCGGCCCGACUCGAAUGGCUCAUCAACGAUCGGCCCCUCGGCACGAUUCAGCCUCCGUCCCGGCUGGAGUUUGUCACGUUGCCGACUACGAACAGUAGCAGUAGCAGCAGCAGCAGCGGUUCCCAGAGUGGUACCCCUAGUAAAAAAUCCACCAAGUCUUCCCUACGCCAAAAGCAGAACGAGGCUGACGAUGACGAAGAUGCCGGGACAGCGUUGGACAGCAAUGCCGUGCAGUAUCACUCUUCGCCGGAGUUUACGGUUCCGGUGGCCGCUGCCGUGGUGGCCUCGGCAGCUGCCCUCUCGCUAACGACGGCCAGUUCGCAGAUUCUGGCCGCUGCUCCGGCACUGCCCUCGCCAUCUGCCGUUUACUCAACGGCACCGUCAUCGAGGAAGGCCUCGUCCGGGGGCGGGAAGAAGGGACCGGCCUCGCCACGAUACGAAUCUGCCGUUUCCCGGCUGAAGCUCCUGCUGGGACACGAACAUUUCGACAAAGGGAAGAUUAAGGUGAAAUGCAUCGCCCGGGUGUUCGACCUGUACGAACGGUCAGCCCAGCAGACGGCCGACGAGAACUAUCCCCAGGUGCGGGUGCUCUCCAACAGCGACAACGGAGUGCACUUCUCCUUCAUGAGCGAUAAGGACGAAGCGUCCUCCGGAUCGGCAUCGUUCCACCACCGAUUGCGACCAUUCUGGCCAUCCUGGAUCCAGGCAGCGUGCCGACUACUACUCGAUGGUGGCCCUUCCCCAUACCAAGACACCGGCCAAUUCCCAGCAGCGAUGGCUUCGCUUCUCUCGAUGGCAUUAGCAGCAGCAGUAUCGUGCUUCUUGCGAAACCCAUCCUCGCUGCUGCUGUUGGCGUUGCUACCGGUGCUGUUGCUCGCUUCCUAACGCUUUGGGCUGGUGGGCGACACAAGUUGGCAGCUGUGAAUGCAACGGCAGCAUGUGUACAGUCGGUGUGAGGUUAUAUUUAUGUUGUUGGGCAGUGCUUCUUUGGAAAAUGCCAUUCGUCGAGUGGAAAGGGUCGAGAUGCAAUCCGAUGAAUGCUGGACAUUGGUUUUCUGAUAGGGUGGAAAGUACUGACAUUGAACAACGUAGGUAAUCAGCGAAUGAGGCACACCCUAUCGUGAAAGAGCAGCAUUCCGUUCUGAUUUACGUUCGGAGAAGCUUAGUCGUGUAAAUUCGUCGAUAAGUUAGUCGACAAAGUAAAACGCUAUUUUUUGUAUUCAAAGCUAGCCACGCUACAGUGUAAGAGUCUAAUCGUAGUUAUAUGAUUACUAAAAUUGAAAUAGUUGGAAUAAGAUCAAAUAGUUGAUAGUUGAGUAACUAGAACAAUACCACUGUUUGGGGCAUAGCUAAGGCAGUGCGCGCGUGUGUGUGUGAGUGAAUAACCACACCAGAAGAACGAAUUUCGAACUGAAACAUUGCAUCGAGGCAAAUGAUGGUUGUACAGCAAAUUUAUCCCCCCCCCCCCAAACUCACUCUCCGAAUAUGCGCAGGCAUAAGAAAAUUACAUUCCAAUGUUCAGCAGACAAAAAAAAAAUGCAAUCUCACAAUCUAUACAUUGUACAUUCGAAAUGUG
Molecule: messenger RNA, 3610 nt
Organism: Aedes aegypti (yellow fever mosquito)
Lineage: Eukaryota; Metazoa; Arthropoda; Insecta; Diptera; Culicidae
Exons: 7
Coding region: 1531-2919 (462 amino acids)
Source: RefSeq, a predicted model, not a curated record